GUCCCGCAGUUGCGGAACCUUUGGGUUUCCGAAUAGCUGGCGCGGGGGACUACGUGACACUGGAGUAGAAAUGGCUCUCUUCAGCAGAUUCCCGAAUCACCUGUUGUGUCCCGUUAGUACGUCGGCGUCGAUACUGGGUGUCAGGUGGCUCCAGCCCCAGGCCUUGCUGCGUCUACCCGCCACUUGGGGACUCCCCACCAUGCAGCCGAGCCGGGGCAAGGCACGCGGGAACGAGUACCAGCCGAGCAACAUCAAACGCAAGCACAAGCACGGGUGGAUCAAGCGCUUGAGCACGCCGGCCGGCGUCCAGGUCAUCCUUCGCCGCAUGCUCAAGGGCCGCAAAUCGCUGAGCCAUUGAGCGCGCCGCCGCCGAUGAGACUCCCCAUUAAAGCAUUUCCCUGGCCUCAGACCUCUCUUGCAGCGGCUUUUGUGAGGAGGUUGGAUGGCUC
Molecule: messenger RNA, 449 nt
Organism: Molossus molossus (Pallas's mastiff bat)
Lineage: Eukaryota; Metazoa; Chordata; Mammalia; Chiroptera; Molossidae
Gene: MRPL34
Product: mitochondrial ribosomal protein L34
Exons: 2
Coding region: 71-358 (95 amino acids)
Biological process (GO): translation
Cellular component (GO): mitochondrial large ribosomal subunit; ribosome
Molecular function (GO): structural constituent of ribosome
Source: RefSeq, a predicted model, not a curated record